Messenger RNA from Oncorhynchus mykiss (rainbow trout), 2545 nucleotides. Its product is annotated as BOS complex subunit TMEM147. NCBI's taxonomy places the organism in Eukaryota, Metazoa, Chordata, Actinopteri, Salmoniformes, Salmonidae. The record is from RefSeq and is a predicted model, not a curated record.
AAUAAGGUAAACCAAAUGACUGGUGGUAUGUUUUCUGCAUUCAACACUGUUCACAUGAACAACCACAACACCCAUUAUUUUGGAAUGUCAUUAUAGCAUGGUUGUACAUUUUUAAAAUAUUAAUUAGACUAGCCUAGAGUACUGCACAUGGUGGAUGCCUGAACGACCAUAACGAGCUUUAAAGGUCCAAUGUAGUCAUAUCUCAAUAUCAAAUCAUUUCUAGGUAAAAAUUAAGUACCUUACUGUGAUUGUUUUAAUUUAAAACCAAGUGUUUCUUAGCAAGAGCAGACCAAAACUUCAUACCACCAAAAGAAGUUGACAUUUCAGGCUGUCUUUUCAAACAGCUCUUACACUAAAAGGGCAUUGUCAUAAUUUGACCGUUUUCAGAGUGCUAUUCCAAGCUCAUAGUUUGGACAUAUUUUUCAAACAAUCACGUUUUUGACUGCACUGGGCCUUUAACUCAAUGACGUUAGACUACUACAUAUAGUGUAGCCCUGCUGCCGCCAGAUGGCGCUAUUAUUGCUUACGUCGUUUGUUAGUGGCGAAUAGCGCCUACUAGUGGAUGUCCAGGCUAGCUAUAGUGCUGCAAAUAUCCUUAAACUUAUAAAUUGUCAUUAGUUGUAUUUGUCAUGUCAACGACGAUGCAGGAACUAUUUACUCAUUCCAUGAACAACAAAAUCCACCGAGUUUUUAAACAUUUUCAUACUAAACAAUCUUUGCAGAAACUGCCGAAGUCCUGCUCUGCAAUUAUUACGGUUAACAAUGAUGACUCCGUUUGCUUUACAAGACCCUCUUUGAGUACUUGUCCUAAAACGCUAGCAAACUAGCGGAGCGAUAGGAUCGGAGACAUCAAGGGAUAGUGGAAUCAUUUAAAGGUAGGUUUCCGAGUCGUCACUAGUUACCACAGCCACAAAGUUAUUUACUUUAUCACCUACAAGUGCAGUGGACUGUAAAUAUCAGCACCUCUCAUACUAUAUAAACUGCAUUAGAUUAAUUUGUUAGUUGACCCUGUACAUUUAGCUACUGAACAUGUAUUUGUGUAUGAUCUGUUCACUAGCUAGUCACCCUUAUUGGGCUCCCGAGUGGCGCAGCAGUCGAAGGCACGGCAUCUCAGUGCAAGAGGUGUCACUACAGUCCCUGUUUCGAAUCCAGGCUGUAUCAUAUCUGGCCGUGAUUGUGUGUCCCAUAGGGCGGCGCACAAUUGGGCCGGGGUAGGCCGUCAUUGGAAAUAAGAAUUUGUUCUUAACUCACUUGCCAAGUAAAACAUAUAUAUAUAUAUAGUAGAGGGUGAAAUGUAAUCUACAUGGAAAUGUGAGCAGAUUGAGAGGUCAGCCAAUCAAUCCUCCUGCCACUCUAGGCAACCAUGUUCAAACCAUUCUAGUGUACAGAUGCGUCUUUCUCUAUCCAUAUUAUAGAUCAGAAUACAAUGCAUUCUGGAGAUGUGUUCAAGCAGGAGCUACCUACCUAUUUGUGCAGCUAUGCAAGAUGCUAUUUCUAGCCACUUUCUUCCCCACAUGGGAGGGAGGAGCUGGUGUGUAUGACUUUGUUGGUGAGUUUAUGAAGGCCACGGUGGACCUAGCAGACCUUCUGGGCCUGCAUCUGGUCAUGUCCAGGAACGCAGGGAAGGGAGAGUACAAGAUCAUGGUGGCAGCGAUGGGAUGGUCCACAGCAGAGCUCGUUAUGUCAAGGUGUAUACCUCUAUGGGUGGGUGCCAGAGGCAUUGAGUUUGACUGGAAGUACAUACAGAUGAGCUUUGACUCCAACAUCAGCCUGGUGCACUAUAUCGCCAUGGCAGCAGUGGUGUGGAUGUUCACGCGGUACGACCUCCCGAAGAGCUUCCGUCUGCCUGUGACUGUACUGCUAGGGCUGUGUGUAUACAAGGCCUUCCUCAUGGAGUUGUUUGUCCAUGUGUUCCUGCUGGGGAGCUGGACAGUCCUCCUGGUGAAGGCGGUGCUCACUGGAUCCAUCUCCCUCUGUUCUCUUUUCCUCUUCGUCACACUGGUGCACAGUAACUGAGAUUGGCUGCGACCCCAAACAAAGAGGGUCUUUAAAACACACAUAAACAGGGCCUUUCAACCAGACUUCGCCUGUAAAGAUUAAUUUUGUAUCACACAGAAAGAGGGCAGGAAUGUGAGCAUUCAUGGUUUGACUUUUUUAAUGUUAUGAUACUACUUUUUUAUGUAUGAUAUAUUAUUGUGCUGAAUUAGUACGGUAGAUUGAGUAUUUAUAACAAGUGGAUGAAAGUGGAUGCCUCUUAAGCGUUGUAGUCCAGUUACUAAACUACUUUGACAUCUAAGCUGAUGGUACAAUACUGUUGUUACUCUGUGUGCUCACCUGCAUUACUGCAGACAUGAAAGAGAUGAACUUAAUCUCAUUCGACAUGAUGAAAUACAAAUGUUGGUGCACUUGUCACAUGACUGAAGCUGCAUAAUGGCGUACUUAUGUUGUCGUAAGAUUACAUAAAUCAUGGUAGCAGUGGGUUAUCCUACUCUAUGGAAAUUUAGUGAGGUGUGAGUGAAUGGCCAAUAAAUGACUUCAUAUGCUA